Messenger RNA from Vicia villosa (hairy vetch), 408 nucleotides. Its product is annotated as large ribosomal subunit protein eL27-like. Gene Ontology annotation, cellular component: ribosome; cytosolic large ribosomal subunit. Lineage: Eukaryota; Viridiplantae; Streptophyta; Magnoliopsida; Fabales; Fabaceae. The transcript has a single exon. Gene Ontology annotation, biological process: translation. Bases 1 to 408 code for a protein of 135 amino acids. The record is from RefSeq and is a predicted model, not a curated record. Gene Ontology annotation, molecular function: structural constituent of ribosome.
AUGGCGAAGUUCUUGAAACCUAAAAAGGCGGUGAUUCUCUUACAAGGGCGUUAUGUCGGUAAGAAAUCUGUAAUCGUCAAGAACUUCGACGACGGCAACCGUGAGAAGCCUUACGGUUACUGUCUCAUUGCCGGGAUCAAGAAGUACCUUAGCAAAGUGAUCAAGAAGGACUCCGCGAAGAAGACGACGAAGAAAUCUAGGGUUAAGGCGUUCGUGAAGCUGGUGAAUUAUCAACAUCUGAUGCCAGCUCGUUAUACUCUGGAUAUGGAUAUGAAAGACGUUAUUGUUCCUGAUGUUCUUCAAUCGAAGGAUAAGAAGGUUACAGCGUUGAAAGAGACUAAGAAGAGGUUUGAAGAGAGGUUCAAAAUAGGGAAGAACAAGUGGUUUUUCACCAACCUUAGAUUUUGA